CUCUAUAAGGUAUUCGAGCAAAUCUCCCUGUCAUUUCCCCAGCCACUCAGGCACCAUCUUAAUCUUGGCGAGGCCCGGAUGACCUUAGGUCGGUUAGGAUUUCUUGUGGCCUGCAGAUCCCGACUUGUCUAUUUGCACAGGCCCCCCUGUCCUCGGUUCGCAGAGACCAAGCAAGCCCUUUCGGUACGGAUCCGUACAGAGUCCCAGACACCAGCCACAUACAAAGUCUGCAGCCAACACCAUCGUCCAAAUCAAUUGACAUCACCCUCAACUGCAAUAAAUGGAACAAUUGAUACAAAUUGUUGCACUCGUACUGCACAAUGUCUUCCGAGUCUUGGUGGUUCUGCGUUUUGCGUGAUGUUGUUGAUGAUAUGAGUCCCCUUGAUGUAUAGGAGCGCUGGCGAUGUUGCCUGCACACUUUGGCUGUGGCUGGUGUAGAAGCCCCUCAACCGAAAGGGAUGAGCUUUGCCGAAUGCGGUUGGUCUCUGUGCACUGAGGACAGGGGUGUCUGUGCAAAUAGACAAGUCGGCAGAUCCAACC
Messenger RNA from Parathielavia appendiculata, 540 nucleotides. RefSeq lists its product as uncharacterized. The coding region runs from base 79 to 375 and encodes 98 amino acids. The record is from RefSeq and is a predicted model, not a curated record. The transcript has a single exon. NCBI's taxonomy places the organism in Eukaryota, Fungi, Ascomycota, Sordariomycetes, Sordariales, Chaetomiaceae.